GACGGGUAGGCAAAGGAUCGCUGUAGUUUAGUUACUGAACAAUGAAAGAUGCAUAAAGGUUUUCUUGGACUUGGCUGUCAUAUUUAUUUUUAAUAACCAGCUAAGAGACAGUUGAAUGUCUAAAUUAUGCCCUCCCUUGUACGGGAGGUUCUGAUGUGGCGAAACGGCAAAGAAAAUUUGCUGAUCGCGUAACGGAGCAUGAUUGUAAAAUGGCUGAAUUUGGAAAUCAACCGUCGGGUUUUAACCCUCCAGGGAGGCAAGGAUGUUUGUCGGAUCAGGAAAGUUCUUCGGAGAUUUCCUCAGGAGUUGAUUUACAAGAGCGUUUACGAAAGGAGAAGUCAUUUCGCAAACAGACGGACGAAGUAUACCAACGUCUUCAGGACGACUACGAUGAACUUCUAAAGAAAUAUGCACAGGCCGAGAAUACCAUAGACCAGCUGCGAAUAGGAGCAAAACUUAACUUGUAUAGCGACUUACCCCCACCACAACAAAGCUCGUUUGUAAAUGUAACAGUUCACAAACAACCUGGUACGUUUAGAUUUCCGAGAAGUAGCCGUGCUGUGUUGAGCGAAGGUGGCUCUGCGAACGAAGAGACAUCUCGCGGGGUUGAUGCCGGGACGCAAAAUGGCAACCAAUGGAUUUAUGCGCCAAACGCCGGUUCACAUCCUUCGCUCUCUGAUGGCGUGAGAUUAAGAACAGCUUUGUCGUCUAAAGUUCAACAUUUUCAGGAAGAUGUAGAUGCUUUACAAGAUCAUGUUAUGCAGGGACAAUGGGCUGAACCUGAAAUAGACGAACUGCGGAGUAUGUGUGAGCAAUUGAAGGCUCAAAGUGAGAAUUUAAAACGUGAAUUGGCUCAGAUCAGACGGUUGGAAAGUGGUGGAGAUCCUGAAACAUUUGAAGAUGAAAGGUGAGUGAAAAUGAAGAUAAAUUUGACGUUCUUGGUGAAGGUCAAAGAUGUUGAUUGUGAUUAUAUUUAGGCCCGGAAAUUGUGUUUGUAUAGAUGUAUUUUUGUCAACACAAACUUUGUCGCAAUACAGAUCUCCCCUGAAAUAUUUGUCAUUUUACAAGUAGCAAGUUUACGUUCUUAUAUUGAGCACAAAAAUUAACAAUGGCCUUGAAAGCUUCGAAUUUUUCUGUUUAGACGUGAUAAUUAUGUUAACUUUUCUCCUUUAUUUAACAGACAUUUUGUAGACCUUCAAUAAAUGAGCUUAUUUAACUAGGUCUUCGACUUAAGCUUUGUCCAAAGUUAAACGAAACUGCUUAAUGAUUAAUAAUAAACGCUCUGAAUUUUAAAACGAUCAACUCGCGAUAAGAAAAAAAGAAAAAUGUUUUCCAGCUGAUUCAUUAUUAUGAUUCAUUGUUUCCUUUUACAAAACUGAAAAGUUUUUCUUUCAAUCCCACUUGUAGAUUUGAAAUAGCCUAACACCUUUGGUAUGCUUUGUAAAAACACAAAACAUUGUUUAGGUUGAAAUGACUGCAGGUCGACUGUAAAAUUUGUGAUCCCAUUCUUUUGGUUUAACAUUAUUCAUUCGCUUUUAUAAUGACACCUAGGUUUUGGUUGAUUUGAAAAUUAAUAUAUCAUGCCCAAAGAUAUUUAGGAAUUUUCCUGAAAGCUUUAGUACAGGAUGCUCCCAGCAGGAUCACAAAGCUAUGAUUUUUUAAUUGUUGAAAUUUUGAAAACGAUAACAGUAGUGUGUACAUUUUUUCCAACAAAUAAUAAAUGUUCCCGUAGACUUGGAAAUAUAGGUAGUGAAAUGGCAUUCACUAUAUAAGCCAUGAAUAAUCACUAAACGACACGCUUUUAAUGUAUCUUUAAAGGUGUUGGUUUCUAAAAAAAGACUGGUGCAGUUUUAAGUUGUGGUAUGAAACUGGUUUUGUCAACCAAGCUUGAUUGUGUAGAAUGCUUGCCUACAGUUGGGGCUUGAGUAAAACAAUGAUUGUCGAAAAGCUUUUAAAAAGGCAAAACAUGUGUGAAUUUCUCUCAGAAUUAUUUAUAUUUGGACGUGCAAUAUACACGUGAUGUCUGUGAAAAGUUUGAUGGCAUAAUAAUUGGUGUUUUUCAGCCAACAUUAUGAUCAUUAUGAAUUAAUUAUCUUUUGAGGUCAUUUCUCAAAACAGCAUUUCCCCUUUGCUUUGAAGCAAACUGCUCUUACUUUUCAAUUGACUUAUGACAACUUUACGCUUUAAGCACCACCAUGGGAUUCUUCAGUUGUAUUAGAAUGGGCUGACACAUCUAAACUGGUUUCAUCAGUUUUGGUCAUUUCCAAAACCUAUAUCCAUUUAAUAGACGUUUUGAUCAUUCACCAAUUUUGGUCAUUUUGGGGCUGGUGCACCAUAUACCAAGUGAAUAGCAAGACUCAAGUUACAUCACGAAGAACACAACAAUAAUAUCUAGCCGUUACACAAUAGCACAGUAGAAUGAUACAAUAGUGCAUUUAUUGACUUGGUAUAUCGAGCAUCACCCCAUUUUGGCAGAAUACAAAGUGACAAUUUGGGAAAAAAAAUAGUGUAACAGACCCAUCACAACACCAGACAGUACUGUGAAAUAGCCACAAAAUACACAUAGAUCUCCUAUACUGUAAGUGACCAUCAGUGGUUGCUGAUGAAUGAUUCAAACCAUCGUGCUUUGACGUAGUCAACUGAUUUGACCUGGAAUACCUGGUGGUGGUUCUUGGGAGCAUUCACCCCAAAACAAGGAGUGUUUAACUCUGCAUAUUUCAUUGUACAUGUAUUGUAUUAUUGCAAAAAAAUAUUAUGGUGACUGUACAUGAAGUCUUUUGCCAGGGAAUGUAGCGUGCAAAGAAAGUCAUGCCUGAUAGCCCAGGGCUAGUGGAUUUUACUAUCGGGCUAGUGAAUUUUGUUCUUAACUUGCCGGCCUGGCAAGUGAAAUUUUUUAAGGAAUUCUAAUCACAAAAGAACUGUUAUGAACCCUCCUCAUCUUCGUGCUACUUAAAAUGACUCUUCGGCUAUACAUGCCAACUACAACUUGCCAGAAUGGCAAGUUGUAAUACUGACUUUCUUUGCACCCUGGGACGUGGCAUAAGCUGUACCAAAUUUUAAUUAAUGUGCUCUUUUGUCAGAGUUAUUAGUGUUAGUCAACUGAUGGUCAUGUGGCUCAGGGUUUUAGUAUGGUACUGUGGUGGGGUUACUUUGGUUUUGGUCAAAAGAAGGCAGAAAUUAGAACCCUUUCCUCUCUGGGGCUAGAAAAAAUCCUGUAAGGAAAUUAAACCCCAGAAGAUAUCAAAAGAUGAUGUUGAUUAUUUUUGGAGAGUGAUGAACAGCACAAAAAUGUUUCCUUUGAUGUGCCAAGUCUAAUUAUUUUGUGAGUCACAGUGAUACAUAAAAGAUUUUAGCAUAACUAAGUUAGAAAAUUAAUUGCAACAACCAAAAUAUCCAUUACUCAUAAGAAAAUUAAACAUGGGCCUUUUUUUCAUUUUGUGUCUUUUAACUAUAGAAAAUUAAUGUCAAAAUGAGAUACGGUGUAAACCCAAUAAAAAAUGGACAUAAGUUGUUUGCGUGAGGUUCCCUUUGCCUUUUUGUGAAAGCAACGUGACUUGCAAGUAUAAAGACCUUUUUGACAUCUCACUUUACACUUAAUCUGUGAUGGAUGGCUCACCACUUUGAGUGGAGUCGUAAUAAAAUGUAGCUUGUUCAUAUGUGAUGAUUUUAAAAAGAAACCUUCACUUUAUGGUGUUGUGUGUGUACGUGCAUAUUGAUGUGUUUUCUUUGUCUUGAAUUUACUCUACUUUACUCUAUUUUGUUCAUAGUCAAUUUGAGUAGUUGCAUUGUAAUAUAACUGAAGUCCUUAAUAAGAUUCAAAGUUAAAUUCCAGCAUUCAACUCACUCCUUUUUAUUCAUACAUUUUAAUUUGAACAUGAGGAAAACCAGGAUGUGCUGCAAAUUUUACCAGUGAAAGUAACCAAAAAAUAAAAUAAAAAUUGAAGAUUAGAAGCAGGAGGGGAUUUGUGACACAUUAUUAUGCUCAGCUCUUGGUGGAGACUAUUCCAAGUCAGUUUUUUGGAAGAAGUGAUAAGGUGUUGUUCCAGUAAUAACAAAAAACUAUUUUUGUUAUUCCUUUGCAGUUUUACUGGUGAUUUUUUGCCUGAAGAUAGCAUCAAUGGACAGGUGAGUAAAUUAAUCAACUAUUUUGUAUUAUUAUUUUUCUCUUUCCAAAGCUUUUAGACCUUCUGUGGCAAAGUUAUCUGGACUUAUGCAAAGCUCAUUGACACAUUAGUUUUGUUUUUGUUUUUUGCUACGAAAUCUCUUUCAUUGUGAGGAGUUUGUUUCCUAAUUAAGCUUUACGUAUUAAGUGGUAUUGAACUGGAAAAUUCUUCUGAACCAGCACCUUUCAAAACAGCUACAGACUUGGCACUGGCAAAGACAGAAAACAAGAUGGAGAACUAGACAAACAAAUGUACGGAAAUGCAUAAGCAGCUAUCCUGCGUAGCAAGUGGUUUUCUUGUGUUUUUGUUUUUUGUUCAUUACUCAAUGUUCUUUCUCUUGCCCGCUCCCAAUCAUUUUUUUGUGUAACUUCUCACUUUAUGAAACAUCAAUGAAAAAAAUGUCUGCUUUGCACACUAAUAAUCAAGUGGUAUACGUUUAAGGCGAAAAACACUGGCUUGCGUGUAUUUGUCAGAUGUACAUUUUCAUCUGUGCUUUGUCCUUGCAGAUAUAUCGAUGUGGGCUGAGACUUGAGGAAAUAUCAGACCAACUGGGAAGUGCAACUCCAAUCAACAGGGUACCCAACCAUGAGGGAAGGAGGAACAGUUAUAGUGAACUGUUAAACAGGUUAAGCAACAUUCCUGUUCUUUGCCUAUGUAGAGUGUCCUUGCUUUCCUGGUCAAACUUUGUGUCUGGCAGUGUGGUUUUUACUUACAUGUACAAGACCAUAGUUGAUAUUACAUUUUGAGGCAGCACUAUUACUUACUUACAAGCCCUAGGAUUUGAAAUCCCAUGGACAACAAUAAUUUUUCAGUUCCGUGCCCAGAAAUCAUGGGAAACCAUUGGUAACAAUAUUUUGGUUUGGUGAAAAUUCAUGGGAACCAACUUUUAUUUCUUUUAAUGUACAGAAAUGUGUUGUUGAACAUACUUCUAAAUUAAAGGACAUUGGUGUGUACUGUUAUUUACAAUAAAAACAUCAGUAUCUAUUAAAAUGUCAUAAGAAGGUCAAUUUAAGUGUUAAAAUGUGUUGCACUAAGUGUCAAAAACUCCAGAGUCAUUUAAUAAAACAGGAAGAAAAUUUUAUUGCAAUUUGGGAGUGCCUUGAAAUACUGCACUUUGUGACCUGGGCUCUCAUCUGAACCAACUCUGCCCUAGGGGGGAGGGGAAAUGGUAGCUUUUUAGUGGAGAAAUAUUGUUCUUGUGUGGGGGGUGGGGCAUUUGUUGUGAGUGCCAUUGUGAAAAUACCUGGGGUUCCCAGGGGUCAACCCCCAGGAUGGCCGCUGAUAAUAUAAUUUUAAGCAAAAUUUACUGGAUGAGGUUUUUGUAAUAUUCGGAAUAAUCAAGUUUGUGGUAAGUGAUAUCAGCUGAUUCAAAGGCCAAGGCUGACAAGACUUUAAUACAGAGACCUCGAUUAUUCUGGAUAUCAUAAAGAGUUUAAAAUUGCUCCUUGAAAUCAUGCAUUGCGCACGCAACCUACAGAUAAGUCAGUUACUGACUAAUCUGUAGGUUGUGCUGAUUUCCAAAAUUCACUGUAGGCUCUUAGAAGACAGAUAGUGAGUAAAAUGUAUAAAAAGUCCAUUGAUUUUCUUUUGAUUUUGUUGUAACAUACAAACAGUGUUCUCCUUAUCAGGCGGUAACAAGUAACAUUUACUGCCUAAAGCAACACUUUUUACCGCCUGCAAUGGUCUGAAGGUUUGCGAAAAUUAAAGAAGUACCUUUAGCACCUAAAUUUCCCAUUAAGGGCAGGGUCAUGUCCCGCACUCCAUUACCCCCCUGCCCUCGGAAAAGUGCACCUCUGUGGUGCAUAUUUUUUGCCUUACCGGCUCUUAAUGAUCCCCAACCUGCUGAGUUAAAAUUUACGGAGAACGCUGUACAAAAUAAAGGGAUGUGGAAUCAAGUCAGUAUAACUGCCUCAGUAAGUAGUAUCCACAAUAGAGCAAUCAGAUAAUCUACAUGUUUAAUACCCAUAAUAUAUUAUUUACAUGUUUUGUAUAGACCUAGAGAUGGCUAUCCACAAGCGGUGGCUGAAAACCAUGGGCAUGAACCUGAGUUACAGAAUUUAAUGCAGGUAACUGAUAUGAUGAAAGAGUGAAGAUUCAGCUUUCGGCACAUGAUAUUAUAGAAAAAUUAAAGCAAGGCUGCAGAUAACAGCGGAUGUCACUGAUGAAGGGAUCCAGUCGGGUUCCGAAAGCUCUGUGUAACUUUCAAGAAAUUGUUGACCCUCCCUAUUGUUGGUGGUGAAAAAAAUUUCUCUGCAACUAAUUUGAUGUUUGAUGUUUGUAAACACAUGACACAUUGCUCUGAAAAGAGUUAUAGUCUGUGGUGUUCUCUUCGCAGGGCUCGAAAUUAACUUUUUUGUUCGGGAGCCAGCUGGCGACUAACGGAAAAAUUUUGGUCGCCAGAUCGUAAAUUUUGGUCGCCAACUUAUUUUAUAUAUAACUUACACAAGAACACGAUUUUAUACGUUACUUUGCAUGCAAGAAAAGUCACAACUGAAGAGCGAAAACAAUUAGAAACAACACGAGUAACACUUAGUUAUAAAGCUACCGUUGUUCUCAGGUGAUAUGUCUCUGGUCCGAAGGUGAUGGUUGUCUCCAUAGUCAUUUUAAAUGAAGCGAAGCAUAAAACGUUUUAAGUCCGUGGUUUUCAUUCUGAGACAAACACGGGUCCUUGUGUAUUUGCCCUUUGCUACUUCUACGAAAUGCCGUUCUUUAUUUUCGACUUGCUUUCCUCAACGCCUUUCGCUGCCGACAAACAACGCCAUGCUUGGCCCAGGCCUCUACGCAACCACAUUGCUCGUACCAGUCUCCGACCGGGAGGAAACAAAAAUGGGCUUAGUGCAGUUUUUGGGUCUUCGUUUCCUUUUUAGACAGAACGUUUUAGGAAAAUAAAACCUAAAAUGUUGCGGGAGUUACGGAGACACCGUAUCUGCCACCAUUUUUGUUGUUGAAGUGCGCCUGCGAUCCCAGUUUCGGAAGAAGCCGCUGAAACAAUAUGGCGCGCCCUGAACGCAGUAUCGACGUGUCGAUUAUCUUGUAAUAUUCAGACAUUAUUUUACUGGGGACGGAAAGGUGAGUUGUAUACUAGCUACCAUAUCCGAUUGAUUUCCAAAUAUAAAGAUUUAAAAACAAAAGUUGUGUCGUGGUUUUCUUUAGUCAUCGGACAAAACGCGAGUCGCCAGCUGGCGACCAGUUCUGAAAAUUUAGUCGCCAGUGCUCAAUUUUUGGUCGCAUUGGCGACCAGUGAGUCGCAAUUUCGAGCCCUGCUUCGGUGAGCUUUCACACGUGCUCUCACUUAAAGAAAGGAACUGUUUAUUCUUUAACGACCCACGGCAAUAUGCUGAUUUAGCCAGGCUAAAAGCAAAGCUCCUGUUUAUGCAUUUUAAAUUUACUGCAGACAGUGUGCUUUAAAUUAUUGAAAAGACCACAAAUCUAUGCUUAACUUUAUGGGAAAACCAUCUGACUGAAAAACUUAAACUUGAGUCUGCGAUCAAAAGCUAACAUUUGGUCUGCGGAAAACUUUAAAAAACGUGUGACCUCGAUGAGUUGGCACCUGAGCCUGCCAUAGGGUCAUGUGACACUGGUCAACGGAUACUCUGUUUUGACACCUGUCAAUUGACCGUAAUAUGGAUGUCUAUUAUGAGGUUAACAAAUAGAUUCCAUGUAAGAACGUUUUCACAUGACGUCACGGCGGCCAUAUUGGUGUUCCAAAACAAUGAAACGGCAGCCAUGUUGGUGUACCCAGAAAAUCCUCUGGUAGUUGAACUCUUUUCUCAUGUAAAUGCUUUCUUUUGUUCCAAUAAAUUAGCAUACAUUCUGGCCACGUUCGUGAAAACGCCCUAUAGAUCACAGAUGACAUCAAAAUGUGUUUAAAACAAAAAAGUGGCACACGAGCCGCAGGCGAGUGUGUCACUGGUGUUUUUACCACAUUUUGAUGUCCUCUAUGAUCUGUUACCGAACAGACCCAUGGCAACAUGGAAUCUAUUUGUUUUGUACAAUCAUCAGAAAAGAAAAAAGACCGAUACCCAUGCUCUAUUCUGGAAAGAUUAAAAAGGAAAAGAAGAAGAAGAAAGAAAAGAAAGGAAGAAAGGAAAAUGAAAGAAAAGAAGAAAAAGAGUUGAAAAAAAUUCUGAUUACGAGGACUAAUGCCUCCUAUUAGUAUAAUAAUAAUAACAAUGAAUAAUUGGAUUAUGGAAACUUGGAAACAAAUGACAAGUGUGACUUCUGCCCCUUGAAAAAGCCUGUAGCUGCUUAAUGAAAUGUGUAAAUUAAAUAUAGAGUUUUUAUGGGAAGCGUGCAAAUGUGUUUUUUUAAGGCGGCAGUUAGUAUGUAAUGGCUGUUCUCUUUCGAGAAAGUUUGUUAUGUUUGUUGCUUUGCCUUUACAAUACACAAAUAAAUUUGUACAGAAACUCCCUGGUGGAUGUCAGAAUUAACUUAAGUUACUCACCUUCCAAGCAAUCCAUAGCUUCCAGGGAACUGUUCGAUGUAAACGUUAAUUACGUUAUGUCGGCUUCGUUGUUUCUGAUUUUCUUACUUCUAGAUUACUGAAGUAGAUAUGCAAUACCCCAUGGUGACCUCGUUUUAUUUUCUUUGUCCCCUUUCUAUUCAACAUUUUAAUAGAUUUGUUUAUUUUCCCCUUUUUCAGAGGCUCAGAAAUAUCAAAGAAGCCAGCCGGAAUGAUUUAACAAGGUAAAUUCUAUGCAAGGCAAAUUUUAUGUGGUACAUUUUGUUUGUUGUCCAAGACAACCCCUUCCAAAUGUCCAUCUAUUGAACAAAAUGUAUAUCACUUGCCGUGAGAAGUGAAGUUUAUUUUUAGCUCAAUCCCCUCCCACCUCAUUUGGUCAAACUUGAGUCAUGCAAUGUAAUUCUAGCUUUUAAGUCAUUUAAUGAAAUCUUACUGAAUGUGGUCAUUCUGAAAAAAAAAAGUUAAUUCUUUGAUCUAUUUUUCUCUUAAAUUCUUAGUUUGUUAAUGAAAUCUUGGCCUUCUUAGGUAGUGGAUGUAAAGUGUCAUUUGACUGGCAAUAUGUUCUCAUAAAUAAACAACAUUGUUUAGUGAGAUUUUUUAAUUAUAAAUAAUAGAGAAUUACGGUUCAAGUGUUCACUGCAAAUUUAUUUUCCUUCAAAUUCAUGCAGUAGAUUGUUACAAUUUUUUUUCCAGUAUCUUGGAAAUGUUCAUAUGUAUCAUUGAUCCAAAAUCCUAGAUUUCAAAAAAAGUUUAAAUAGACGAGAUUUUUUUUCCUCUUAGGCAAUAAAAUUUAUUUAUAUAAUUUUCUAAGCUAGACUUUGGUGUGUUUACAAAUAUAACGACGGAAGAUUCUAUCCCGUAAACCCCCAUAACAAAACAGAUUUGCAUGGAUAAAAAGCCGUAUUGCUCUCCCGGGCAGGUGUCUCCUAGCGAUAUUCAACGACAGGUAGAUAAGUCAAUAUAGCAUAUGAUAAUUUCUGACAGAAGUGUUUAAAUCGGAUGCUACUGUAUCAGGAUGUUAUUUCAAGAACAUCACGACCGCGAUUUCAUCUUUCGAUAAUUCACGCAUGGCGUCAAGAGCUUUUCAUGAAAACUGCAGUGAAAGCACGGAAGAUGAAGAAAUCGCGAGGAUCUUACGUUGGGCCGCAGCAAUGUAAUAUUCUUAUUUUACAUUUUAGCUGUUAAAUUGAUUUGAAUUUCAAGGAUUGAUUUAACGAUGAGGCCGUUUUUGAGUAAACAGAGCUUCAGCCAGUCGUUUGUUAUUUUGAGGGAGUACACUGUGUUGUAAGACGAGAGCAUUUUCGUUUCGAGUCAGAUUCUGAUUACUAUACCUGUUGUGUUUUGUUUUUGUUUCAUGUGGUUCUAUGAUGGUAUCAAGACGGCUCAAUGUAUCUUUGUGUUUGUUGUUAAAGCCAACAAAAAUAGAAGCUCGACUUUUUGCUUUUGUUUUUGCCGCUAUCACGAUUCUUAGGUCGGUAAUGGUUAAUAGAAAGCAAACGGCAAAGAUCACUUUGAUUCGAUUUCUCUCUUGUUGACCUGUGUCCGUAAUAAUAGUAAUCAUUGAUUAUAAUCGCUUCUAUUUUUCUCUAAAAGAUUGUAGGCUUAUGUUAAUUGUGAAAUUCUAUUUUCAAAAUCUUGAAAUAUUCGGAAGUGAUGCAUGUUAUGUUAAAGUAACACAGAAUCGUUCUUUUAGUCGCUACAUCAGUGAUGACUCGAGCUAAAACGUCUUCAAAUCCUGGAAAUUUAUCCUCAUUUCAAAUGUUUUUCAUUAACAUAACUGGGCAUUUUACAUAGCUAACACAUUUUAUGAAGUGAUUUUAAAGAGUAUUUUCACACGGGUUUUUUAACCUGCCGCAGCCUAGGAUUUUUUUGAAAGUGGUGUUAACAAAAUUGUGGGGCGAAACGAUUAUUUCUCAAAACUGUAUCACGUCUUGAAUCGCCUUUUACACAUCGUGAUUUUAAAGAGCGCUUAUGUCUUUUAAUGAUUUGUGAUUUGCUUGUGGUUUUGAUAAAAAGGGGAUAGAUACAGUGGAAAAAUGGGAAUGUGUUACUUUUAUAUGACCUAUAGUUAGAACCCAAGAUUUAAUCAUUUUACUGUAAAUCCCGUUCUUAAAACUAAGUUGUCAUAUCCUCAAUUUUUUCAUUAUCUGCUCUCAGUUUCUCUUCACAGUGAUUGAAUAUGUAUAUCGGAAUUCUUCACGAAGCAUGCCAUUCAAUAUAAAGUUGUUUGUAACAGUGUUUUUUCUUUCCCUGUUUGUUUGCCUCCCCAAGGUGGAGUUUAUUCGCAAAAUUGAUAAUUUUAUUUUUUUGACUUCCAAUAUCGCAUUUAAAACUGCGAACUGAUUUUUUACAUUUUUUUCGUUGGUCUUGCAGAGAAGGGAACAGCACAGACGAUGCAGCGGAUUUUGAUGUGAAUUCCGUCGGAAGAGAAGACGAAUACAAUCGAAGAUUUUCGCUGGGUAAGGUCAAGUUGGUUUUUCCAUUCGUAUAACGUUCAGUUGUAAUGAUAAUUGCAAAAUCGUUUAAGACGCUAAACGUUGUCGUAGUGAUUUCCUUUCGUUGCAUUAUUAGUGACGGUGAUUGGGUAAUGAAGUAUUAUUUUGAACCUAUCGCAUGAUAUCAUGUCUUGUUUUAUCCGCAGGUCCGCUUCCAGAUAGCGAUGGUGAAUUUGGGAACAAACAGGUGAAUUAAAAUCUCUUAUUAUAAACUCGUGUUGGCUCCUUUACAGCGAUUUUCUCCGCUUUCUGUUACAUCGCUUACGUAUACCUCUAUUAUAAUCCUAGUCGGACAAAACUAACACUUAACAUAUUCAAAUUGAAUGUCAGUUUUCGCAUCGUAGACUUUUUUAAAUUAUUAGCUGGUGCUUUCGUGCUGUGUCGAAUUUAUUACAAAAUGACAGUUUUUAAAGUAAUCUGAAUAUUCUUGGAAAGCGUUCCGUUAAGAUGUCGAGUCAGUUGACUUUCAUGUUUUUCAUUAUCCAACAUAUAUUGUCACUUUAACCGUUCUUUGUGUGGCGAUAUUGAUUAAUUGAGGGAAUUUUUUAAGCGGAAUUACUGUCUGUUACAUGUGGUUUUGCAUGCAUCAUAACAUUAGGAAACUGACCAAUCAUCUGUCAUCACCUAGUGCGUUCUAGGGGAUUUUGUCUUGAGACGUGUGUAAAAAUUACCUCAAAUUGCGUAAACAAACUUUAUUCAAAUUUCUUUAUCGCUCUAUCAAAAUAAUCGAAAAUGAUUCGAGAGCCGGGCCAAUACGACUGUUCACUGUAUUGAGUUGUUCUUUUGGAGUUUUCGUGUCGAAAAAGCCAGUGGGGUCCAACACAACGGCAAAUGUUUGGAAUAUGGUACUCGAAAGCCGACUGAAUCUUACCACGAAACGUGCUGAGUUAAUUUGACGAAAAUUUGGCAGAGAGUUCCUGGCAAUAUUGUGAAUCUGAGCAUCAGAGUUUUUCCUUUUUGGUUAUGGAAUGUUUUGGGAACGAAGGAUCACUAGAGGAGUUUUAUUUGGUUCUCUUGGAUGGAAGAUUAGAAUAUUCGGUAAGCGCUGUCGGUGAUUUUAUGCUACUAGCGUGGCAUAAUUAGUGGUGAAGAAAAUUAGAAGUUACGCUUUGUUACUCUUUCGCCAAUCUAACAUCAAUUAAGUACAAGACUAUUCAUAUUAAAAAAAAAUGCGGAUAAUUUUGUUAUCUUCCUCUUUCGAUAAUGCUACAAAUUUUUCUGUCGUAAACCGCUGUUGAGGUGGUUUUGCGAAGAAUUCAGAUCAAUUCCUAUAUCGUAGGCGAAAAUCGUGGAGCAGGGGAAACCUGCCAAGUAUAUUUUGUUAUUUUAUUGCAGACUACAUUAUUUUGGAAAGAAUUCGUUAUGUGUGCCAUAAACGGAGUUCUAUUUUUGUUUCCUAGGGGCUUGGUGACCACGCCGAACCUUUGGACCUUCAAGAGUCUGGCUACUUCGCCUCCGAGUCCAUGAGCGUUCAGGACCCUGCGUCUGAACCUCUAGAGAGUCAGUAUUUUGCCAACAGUCAAGGGCCUCAUGACAGAUCACGAGGAAAUUCUUUACUGGCAACAAGGUGCAGACGGCUUUUUCCUCUAUUUGAACGGACUCCGACCCGUUUCCAUUCAUAUGGGAUUUAUGCCAGUUCAUGUUCUAUUAUUUUGUAUUAAAAAGGGAACACGCGUUUCUUUCUGUUAAAAAGAAACAAAGCAAACACAUAAUUGACGUAGCCGUAUUUAGUGAAGAUUUGUGUGCCUCAUCUCCAUAGAAAACAAGCCCCAAGGAACGUGUGCUUUUGGCCAUGAAAAGAGUAGAGUGUCCACAGUCCCCUAUUUUUCCAUAAGACCGUGGAGAUCGAAGACCCGGACGCCCUAGCCCGUUCCAGGCGUUCAGAUAGUGGGGAGCGGUGCGAGGUAACAAGGAGCCCGCACCUCUCUCCCCAGUCCCCCUCUACUUUUCAUCGCUUUCUUUACUUCGCACCGCUCUGCACUAUCUGAACGCUUGGAACAGGCUACGGACGCCCGCUCCCUCGGUACAUUUGAAAAUCAAGAUGGCCGCUAUUAACGAUGAGACGCGCGGUAUCUCGACGAUCUCACGGAAAAAUAGGGGACUGUGAACAGUCUAUAAAAAGAGGAAUUUCGGGUCUUUUUGGAAUCGCAUUCCCCCCUCUCCUAUAUUGCGAAGUUUGUAUCAGUGGAGAGUAUUUAAAAAAACUAAAAGCGGUCGUAUUCGUGGCAGGAACAAGGUAACUCGGAAAUUCAUCGUUGAAUUGCUUGAUGACAUUCGCAAAACUGAUUGGACAAGAAUCGAAAACCCGGGGUUAAGGUUUUUGAGGACAGCCGCGACACUAGCUUGCGAACAGCAGACGCUUUUUUUUAGCGACGACCGGAAAUGCCUCGGCUGUUCGCAGGCUACCGCGACACUUGUGUCGUGCUUUAGGAAGAUGCAAAGAUAGUCAAUGAGACAGUGCUUUCCUUAAGUUGGACAGCAAGUGUAGAAGAAUACCCGCUAUUCCAUAUUAAAGUCUGUCAAUAACGUUCUUUUUCGUUUUUUUCUUUUUUUUUUCAGCCCCCGUCGCUUGUCCGUCUCUUCUACUGCUGGCCAGCGUUCACGAACCGGGAGUCACGUGAGCCGUUCCAACACAGCAGACGUUGACUCACCCCCUCCUCCCGAGGACGAAGGUGACAACGAUUUAGCUUCUUCUAGUCUUCCCUCCCCUCAAACCUCUCCUGGUAGUACCAGAUCCCCUCGAGCUUACUCCAGCCCAGCACAAACUAAUGUGAAUGACAUACCCCCUCCACCCCGACGCCAGGACAGUCACGUGAGCGAAGACAGUAGUAAACGCUCGCGGGCAAGCUCAAGAGCAUCUCGUUUGCCGCGAUCUAGACCCGAUCAGGAUGGUUUGCGUGACCAUGGUGCUGCUGCGAACCCUGACGGCACGUUUGUAGAACAUGAUCGUGCCCCUAGCAAUCGCAGCCUGCCACGUGAAGCAUACGUGCCGCAGGACACUCGUGGCAAGCGAAGCAAUUUGCGUGAUCCUCCUUGGAGCGCGAAUGAAUCACACGAAGAAAACGCACGCAGACCAUCGCGUGUUGUCCAUGGUCGUCCUUUAAGGGCCAGUGUUUCAGGCGACAGUCGUGUUUCGACUCCCCUGUUCCUUCCUGAUGGAGCUCCUCGACCGAAAGAAACUCAGCGAAGGGGCAAGCAACGCAACCCGACCGCUGACUCCGAAAGAGGCUUUGACAGCGGAUUUUUUGGUUCGGAAGGGAGUCGGAUUUCUCGAGGGCACGAGUCGCCCGAUAUCCGUCCGACAUUUUAUCCCGAAAAUAAACUUCGGGUCGCUCCUUUGCAAGAACAUUCUGCUACAGAAACGGAGGACGACAGGCUUCAUACGACCGUCCCCAAACAUACUCCGAAGCUGAUACCCAGAAAUAGGGACCAUAGACGGCGACGAUCUUCUCUCCAAUCUUUGUCUGAAAGCGAAGAAGAUCGUGCCCUUGAAACAUCACACGCUAAACCUCCAACGAGGACGCCUUCGUCUCAACGAGAGCGGAGGAGUCAUCGGCACACUCCGACUCAUCCCGCCCCUCGGUCGGAUAACGAAGGACAACGAAGACUUGACGACUCUUUGCGAAGACACGCGUCAACUCCGAGCUUAUACGAUGACGGUGCGGGAGAUAGAUCUGAACAAGUCGGAAGAGGCUCAAGGACUCCAACCCGUCGCGAGAAGGCGUCGACUCCAUUGAGGAGCACUGGUAAGGAGUGUUUUUCUUCUACCUAUUUAAAGUUUCCUCUCUUCACUCGUUGUUUUGCCGAAUGAACCGUGCAAAUUAUAAAUUUGCCAAAUGUCAACGCAAGCUGCUCGGUCCAUUGGCCUCUGUGCAUUCUGAAUGCCGGUGCUCUCGAAAACUCCUUUCAUCUUCGUCUCAGAAAUUAAACGUUUUUGACACGUUUAUUAAAAACGAAUCACUCUUACUAUAUGUUUUUUACUUUCACAGUGUGGUUCUGUGUUGUGUUAGUUUAUUGUUUUUAUACCGACUUUGAAUCUGAAUUUCAUUAUUUCAAUCGAACCCCGGUACACGUUCCCUUUGUGGUCUUUUAAUUCCAUUACAGUACCGGGUUAAAAUUUGCCAUUUUCUUUCAGUAUAACAUAAGUCCUUAUUUUUAAGAAAAACAUGUCACGCUCAGUGUGCUUUUAAUGUUUUUGAUAACGUGCAACCGAUCAAGGACACCAGCGAACUCUGAAUAAGAAAAUAGUGAUUAACGAGCUGUUUUUCCCUUUUGUUUUAGAAGCAAGUCGAUUAAUUACUGAAAAAAGCUAGGUAAACAGUUACAGCUAUUGUGUGUGGAAAAUUUAACUUAAUUUCCGUUAAUUCUCUAAAUGUUACCGUUUUGGAUUAAUAAAGCCAUUACUUACUCGCGAAAGAAUCAGCAAAAUUGAAAUACUAGGAUCUUACGGUUUCGCCUAAAAAGCGGACUUCUAUUCUCCGUUAAAAUUCCCGUAAAUAUCGCGUGUUUUCGCUAUAUUUUUGCGAAAGAAACUGAUAUUUUGAUAAACAAAGUUGAUAUCCCGCCAUUAUGCGGUCUAUUUUUCGUUUGAACGUUUCUUGGCGUGUUUAUUUUAUUACGUAUGGGCGCAUUCAUUUACGUCUUAUCUCCCAAUGUGUCGGCUAGGUCACUUAAACAUCUUAUCCAAUAACCGUGUGGAUAGAGUCCUUUUAUGAUCCUCCUAUGAAUCCAAGUCUCGCGUUCUUAAUCAACAGACUGUUUCGUUUCGUGAUCGCAACACAGUGCACAUGUUGCAAAGAAGCUUCAUCAAAUAUUACGGUAUUUUGAUUUUCGUGCAAAUGUUUGUCACUUUUGUCAUAUAACUCACUAACUAGACCGAAUUAACCUAGGAGCUUCGCCUUAUUUGGAGACUGGUCGAGGAAGACAUUGGUUUUUGUUUCUAGGUAUAUUUUUGGACAUUUUAUUUCACAGCGAACCAAUCAAAAUCGAAAGAUGGAUAUUUAUUUCAUGGUUAGAUAUUUCUUUUGAUAUGUGUUAUUUCACAACGCUCAGGGCUAAUAUCUGCUCGUAAUACAAGAAUGUUUUGUACUGUGACUAAUGCCUUGAUAUGUUCUUUAUACGAGAGGGUCUUUUUGGAGGUAAUGCUUUGAUUCACUUCUUCAAACCCAUCUGCUUGGCACUAAUCUAAAGAUUAUGUACUCUUAAAUUAAUAAUACAUAGGCGUCUAACGAUAUUAGAACUGUUAGCAAGGUUAUUAGUAAAGAUAUUUAGGUGGAUGUGUUGAAGCGAUAAAGAAAAGUAAUGAUGGAUUUCUUUCGAGGUACUGCUUUUGUAAGUCGCGUGUACAUUCUGGUUCAUUAAGAAAUCACUCGCUUUAUUUUUUAACGGGUAAUAACUCUGUUUAGAAUUUUCGUUUGUUUCUCUGAACUAAAAAUCAAGUUAUAAAAUAUUUCUGAUAUACAGUACAAAAUACUUGGGUGGAAAGUUGGUGUUAUAUGUGAUCCUUCGGUUUGGAUGUAAAGAUUUGAGAACUUUACUUUGUAAUGAAAUAUUUGCCUUUCAGCUCGGACAGUCACGAAAUCGUUGUUUUUGGCUUUUACGUGUAUCUUGUGGUGUCGUUAAAAAUGGUAAUGCCGGUGUCAGGCACAUACACUGGACGCGCAAAUAACCUGGAUAUACAGCCGUGCAAUCUCAUAUGUAGUCACCAGUGAAGAUGAUAUGAAGUAUAAUUUUCAGUUAUGACUCCCUUGAAAAAUAAAAAGGGAACCUCUCCUUUUACUUGUUUACUUUCAGUUUUCUCCGUCACGCUCCCUUAGAACCAUCAACUUUCCAUUUAUUGCUGUUCAAUUGAUAUUUGUUAUCCAUGAAUUUUAAUCCUGGAUGUUGCUUUAUGAAAAUGAUUCCCAAAUAUACUUUUUUAUAUGUUUUUUUUUAACCUUGGGGCUUUAUCAAAUGUUGUCAACGAAUGAAAAGAAAAAUAGUAAUUUAUCAUCCGUCGUUAUUGCGCUAAUUGAUUUUACAGAACACCAAGUUCACUUGCUUUAACAUUUUAUCGCUUGUGCUUGGCAACAUUUCAGGUGGCUAAGUUAUUUUAAAAGUGCCAUGAAUUACAUCUCAACUUUCGUGUAUAUCAGUGAGUUUCUGAGUUCACAUUAAAGCUUCGAAUCGAUUAAGAACGAUAGAGCCACGACACGAUAAUGACGAUUCUUGAAGAGUACUUCAAGUUUCUUAUCACUCCUAAUCUUGCCAAGCAUUUUAAUAAUUCGUCUUACAUUGUAGGUCCGCGAUUAGAACAAACCCGUCCAAUGGAUAAACAGAGCGUGCGCAGUUAUCCCGGGGACCGUGACUCUGUGCGGUCCGUUAGGCGGUCCAGAAGAGAAGACAGCAGCAGCGGUUACAGUGAUAAUGAGAGGAGAUACCGCAGGUCAGUAUGAACGUUAAACAGACGUCACAGGAUGUUUUUUGUGUCUGUUUUGUAUAACUAGGUAAUAAUUUUCCUCGCUAAUUGUCUUUCUUUUGAUAUGUAUAUUUUACAGAGAUCCUGUUGACAAAUUGAGGAACGAAUUACAGAGCUUGCAAACGCAACUUCAGCAAGAAACAAACGCACGUGGAAUGCAGUCUCAGAUGUAUGACGAUCUUCGCCGAAGACAUGACGAUCUCGAGCGCGAAAUGGCACGACGAGGAGCCGAGCAACAGAUGGCGAACAUGUACGACAACCUGCAGAAAAAAUACGACGCACUUGCUAGCGAAAUGUCCCGAAGUAGAGAUGCUGCAACAAGUCCCUCGCCAUAUAAUGAUCUUCGACAACGCGUGGAAGAUCUCGCUCGUAAUUUAGGCGAGCUGAAACGAAGAGAAUAUGACAGACCCCCUCCCUCACCUACGCCCCAACUCCUACCCCCACAACCAGCUCCAGCUCCAGCUCCAGCUCCAGCACCAACACCAGUAGCACCACCCCCACAGCCUCCAGAUGUUUCUUUGAUGCAGUUUUUGUGUCCAUUUUGCGGAGGGUCUGGAACUCACAGCCACGGAAGUUAUUUCUACCCUGGCUAUUCUGGUCCACCACAGGCAACCCCUUCACCAACCACAGGGACACCUCGACCGCGUCGUCAUACAGAGACGCAGACACCGUACGUGCCGCAAGUUACGAACACCUUCGUCCGUCAUCCAACAACCCCAGCAGCGACUUCCACACCUUACGCACCCUACUACCAUAAGUAAGUGAUAAGGCUCUACCAGCAAGGGUGGGGAUACCGUUUAGUAUUAGUUUCCGAUUGUGCCUUUGUCUCUCCCAUCCCCUCGUUCGCGUUAGUGGGGAGAAACUGACUAUCAGACGUUCGGAUUUCCUGUUUGCAUUUUCCUGUAGUCAAUUUAUUUUAGCAAGAUCGCUCUUCCCUUCAGAAGUUCCCGCUGCAUGGCAAAGAGUGCUCUGCGGGGGAAAGAGAGACGAGGAAAUAAAACAAAGAAUUAUUAUGCGGAACUGUUACGUAGAAACGGCCCCUCGUUUUGGUCAUUUAUUUGAGUUUAAUGAUUUAUGGACUUCUUACAUGUUUGUCUACUUCACUUGUCACCAGCCUUAUUCAAGAUCCUUUUAUUCAUUUUAAAUUUGUUUUGAUUAAUUUGUAACCCGUUCUUUCUUAGCGUGGUUACGUCACCAGUUCAUCAUCACACGCACACAUAUCCUGGCGCAGCAACCGGAUCUCCCAUGGCUCCGACUACAGUUAUAACCCCCGGUGCCCCUAUGGUACCUGUCGAAAGGAUCACUGAGACUCCCACGGUACAUCAUAUUCAUCAUCUCCCAGGGAAUAGGCCCCGCACUCCCAAACAUCGCACUCGUUACGUCUCGGACAGCGAUGAAUCGGAUAGUGAAGAGGAAUAUACUGUACAAAGAUCUAGAGGGUAAGUUCAUGUGAUUCCUCAAUUUCUGUUUAUUAAAAUGAGUCAAAUCAAUAAACGAACACAUGAAUAUUUACAAGCGCAAGUCAAGUGGGCCUGAGCAAAUAGUAGGUAAGUUAAUAGUGCUCAAUAGUGUUGCUGUUGACGGUGACUGACGUUUCGACAACCUUUGCGGUAGUCAUCUUCAGAGUCUAAGUGAGUUGUAUCACGUCAAUUGAUGGCAUUAAACUCUGGUCAUUGACCUGAUUGAAUGUUCAAUUACGUAAGUCGCGAUGCUAUUGGUCGUCUGUCAGUCAAGCAGUGAUGUUAUUGGCUAUGAAGACUCGAAAUGUCAUUGGUGGGGUUCGAUCCGUCUUUUGUACAGUUUAAUAGUCGUUUCUUGUUAGUCAAAUUGUCGUUUGUCCAGUCAUUCUCUCGUAGUUAGUUUUGCUCGAGUCCGUCAAUAAGUCGUUUGUACACUGCUGGUAACUGUAGGGCUAACACCUGAACACUCAGCAAAAAGAUCAGAGCUACGCAGCCGUCAUGUUUUUUCGUGUUAUGAAUUUUCGACGGCAAAAAAUGACUUCUUGCGCAAACUUUCCCUUUAAAACUAUUCUGAAUCUCCCCUUUGCUGCAGACAUUCCCGACCUAGAAGCAACCUGGCCAACCGUAGCAGCUUAGGCGGCUAUCAAGGGGAUGAGGUGAGAAAACAGUCAUUUUAAAGCCUUGUAUCUGUAGUACGUACAUCGGGCAGAUUACGGAGGGUAACUCAUUCAGUUGUUUUGGCUUGGGUGUGGAGGCUAAGAUUUUGUAAUUGUAAUUUGUUUACCCACGGAGCGCUUAGGAGUUUUUAAGAACUCGUUGAAACGUGUCCGUGUGGUCCAGAUCGAAUUGGAAUUUGGAAGUGUUGGUUUUUAAGGAGAGGGGAAAACCGGACUGCCCGGAGAAAAACCUCUUGGAGAAAGGGAGAGAACCAACAACAAACUCAAAACACAUAUGGCGUCGACGCUGGGAUUCGAUCCCGGGCCACAUUGGUGGGAGGCGAGUGCUCUCAUCACUUCCCAAGAUGAACUUGGAGAGGGCACCCUCUCCCCUCUGGUGACUGAAAGAUAAUCUCAAUAUUUUCCUUGUCGUAGAGCAAGGAGCCCCAAAGUGUGACCUUAUUUAAUUAAUUCGCAUUCUAUCAUGCAUACAGUAACCAAUCAAAAGUCGAGGACAGUUUCCAGCUGGCCUCUGAUUGGAUUAAAUCUGCACGAAAGAAUGGGAAUAAAUUAAAAGCGGUCACACUUUUGGGCUCCUUGCUGUAAGUCUCUGAGACAGUUUUACAUGAAGACAAAAAUCAGAACUGUCCCAAGGGCAGAUUGGUUAUUUGUUGUACCAGUCAUUGAGUUGAUUGAGGCAUUAUUUAUUGUUUUUUUUUUCUUGUUUUCUUUAUUGCAGCUUGAGAGCCAUCGACUUCAUCAGUCACUCGAUGUAGCCAAUAAAGCGGCAAGAAAAAUGCAGCAACUUUCCAAGAGAAUGCUGAGCAACAUCGCAACGGACCUCAUACGAUCGGGGAAAAGAUAGCAUUUGAUCUUAAUUUAUAUUCUGAUGCAGGCUCUUAUCAAAACUUGAACCCGUCAUAGUUCACCAUUCAGACGCGUGCUUCAACUUGAACCACAAUUUGAAUUUUAGUUGUUAGCCCUCUGGAGCUCUGAUUCUAGUCUCGUUUGGAGAACCUGGUGUUAACAUGGCAGUAAAUAAUUGUUUUAGUUGGAUAGUAGCAACUAAGAAGGUCUUAUCAAAUUUUUAUGGGAGGACGAAACGCAGCUCUAUCGUUUCACAGUAGAAGGAAUGCAUGGAAAGCAGGCCGCAUGUGGUGCCCUUUUAGUCGAGGAACAGCGCAUGCCUCUGUGUCGCCUUACGGUUCGCUGCUUUCAUUUCCGUUCUCUGUCAGUUUCUAGCGCUUGGUGCUUAGAUUUCCAUAAUUUCGUAAGACUGCACAGGGCACAGAGGAGUUUAGUUUGCCGUUUCCUCCUCCACAGCCUUUCUCAAGGCUUGGUAGACAAGCGAGAAGAGCGAGAGCUGGUGACAAGCAAGAAGCGCGAAAGGGGGAUAAUGGGAACGAGCAUAGAGCGCGAGCGGGGAGUGAUGGGAUGGAAAAAGAGAGAAAAGGGAAACCAGAGGUGGCGUCUUGAAAUGUCGGCUAUUUUCUCAGGCUAGAAUCAAGGUCAAGCAUAACACCUCUGCACCCUGUGGAGACCAGAAACAGAGCUCCAGACUAGCUUUUGCCAACACACAACAAUUUACUUAUCCAUUGGAGGCCAUAAGGGCUUGCAAGUGAAGCAGGAGAGUCAGUUUAAUAUUCCCUCGCAAUAACUCGUUUCGUUUUCCCUGCUGCCAGCACUUUGUUUCUUCUAACCAACCUUUUAUGGCUUAAACCGUGGUUUCACCGUUGAAAAAAAGCGGGUUCAUGGGUGCUCAUUCCAUAUCCAUUUUGACGAUUUAUGCUUUCGCGUGAAUCGUUCGUAAAAGUUAGGUAUCGCUCUUUUUUCGGAAUAGAACAUAACGCAUUGUAAUUCAAACAUGUUGAGGGCAGUGUUUUAUUUUUAUUUUCUAAAGGCAGUAUUAAGUAAAGCGCUUUUAUAGAACUUUAUUUUAUUUAAAUGCUUAUCAUUUUCACUCCAAAUAUACAUUCGUGAUAUUAUAUUUAUUCAUUUAAAGCUAUUACGACGAUUAAUGACGAGUUUUUAAAUGAAAAACAAUUACGCGUGAAUAUAACUUUUAUCCCCACAAAAAUGAUUCUAUUGGUUUGUAAAAUAUUGCUG
Molecule: messenger RNA, 21799 nt
Organism: Porites lobata
Lineage: Eukaryota; Metazoa; Cnidaria; Anthozoa; Scleractinia; Poritidae
Source: the annotation of a GenBank genome assembly